CACACUUUUUCGGGGUUUUUGAGUCCAUUUUUCUGGGUUUUAGCAAUUUGGGUAUCCUUUUUCUCUCGAUUUUGCAAGUGGGAUUUAGUUAUUAUCGAUCUUUGUAGUUGAUAAUAUAUCCCUAAUCUAUUCAAAUUGUUCUCAAAAGUGAAAAAGAUUGAAACUUGUUGAGUUGUGAACAAUUUUCAGUUGAAUGGCUCGAUUGGUUUUACCAUGCCAAGGCCCUACUUUAUCGAAGACCAAUAUUUUGGGAUUGGUUUCAUCUUUUCCAGCGUUGUGUCGAGUUACUUAUCUUCAGCGCCCAAUUAGGAGCCUUACAACAUAUAGGAAGUUUCUUAAUUUAGAGACUAGCUUGCGAAGGAACCAUCGUUUUCCAUAUCCUCGCCUCUAUAGCAGUCAGCAAGUCAAUAGAAGGCUUGUCUGUUCAGUUGCAACUGACUCAUCCGCAAAGCAAGCUGAGUUGAAUAUGGAGGCUCCAAAAGAAAUUUUCCUGAAAGACUACAAGAAGCCUGAUUACUAUUUUGAGACUGUGGAUUUGAAAUUUUUGUUGGAUGAAGAUAAGACCCUUGUUUUCUCAACAAUAACCGUCUUCCCUGCAGAUGAAGCCUCCGCCUCUUCUCCUCUAGUCUUGGAUGGUCGGGAUCUGAAGCUCACCUCGGUCAAGGUGAAUGGGAAGGAGCUAAAAGAGGGAGAGUUUUCUGUGGACUCACGUCAUCUAACACUUCCAUCACUGCCAAGUGGUAAAUUCACAUUAGAAAUUGUUACUGAGAUAUACCCCCAAGACAACACAUCAUUAGAGGGUCUAUAUAAAUCUUCUGGAAAUUUCUGUACACAGUGUGAAGCAGAGGGUUUUCGUAAAAUAACUUUCUUUCAGGAUCGUCCUGAUAUUAUGGCAAUAUACACAGUCCGCAUUGAAGCUGAUAAAACAAAGUAUCCAGUUUUGCUGUCCAAUGGAAAUCUCAUAGGUCAAGGGGAGAUUGAGGGUGGCAAGCAUUUUGUCGUUUGGGAGGAUCCAUUCAAGAAGCCAUCAUAUUUGUUUGCUUUGGUUGCUGGACAGCUACAGAGCAGAGAUGACACAUUUGUUACUCGUUCCGGCCGUAAUGUUACUCUGAGGAUCUGGACUCCCUCCCAGGAUUUGCCAAAAACGGCACAUGCCAUGUAUUCUCUUCAGGCAGCCAUGAAGUGGGAUGAGGACGUUUUUGGCUUGGAAUAUGACCUUGAUCUGUUUAAUAUAGUUGCUGUUCCAGACUUCAAUAUGGGAGCCAUGGAGAACAAGAGUUUAAACAUCUUCAAUUCUAAGCUUGUUUUGGCAUCUCCAGAAACUGCUACAGAUGCAGAUUAUGCUGCAAUUUUAGGUGUAAUUGGUCAUGAGUACUUCCAUAACUGGACUGGUAAUAGAGUAACAUGCCGGGACUGGUUUCAGCUCAGUCUGAAGGAAGGACUAACUGUCUUCCGCGAUCAGGAAUUUUCAUCUGACAUGGGAAGCCGCCCUGUGAAACGAAUUGCUGAUGUCUCAAGGCUUCGGAAUUAUCAAUAUCCUCAGGAUGCAGGUCCUAUGGCUCAUCCUGUGCGACCACAUUCCUACAUAAAGAUGGACAACUUCUACACAGUUACGGUGUAUGAAAAGGGAGCGGAAGUAGUCAGGAUGUAUAAAACGUUGCUGGGGAGCCAAGGGUUCCGCAAGGGUAUGGAUUUAUACUUUAAGAGGCAUGAUGGACAAGCUGUAACUUGUGAAGAUUUCUUCGCUGCCAUGAGGGAUGCAAAUAAUGCAGAUUUUGCAAAUUUCUUACUUUGGUACUCGCAAGCUGGGACACCUAUUGUAAAGGUCACUUCAUCUUAUGAUGCUGAGAAGCACACAUUUGCAUUGAAAUUCAGCCAAGAAGUAUCACCAACUCCUGGUCAGCAAGUCAAAGAGCCCAUGUUCAUUCCAGUUGCAAUAGGUUUGCUGGAUUCUCAUGGCAAGGACAUUCCCUUGUCAUCUGUUUAUCAUGAUGGCAAAUUGGAGUCUCUGGCUAGUGGUGGUCAGCCGGUCCACACAACUGUUCUUCGAGUAACAAAGAAAGAAGAAGAAUUUGUGUUUUCUGAUGUACCUGUGAAGCCAGUUCCAUCUUUGUUACGGGGCUUCAGUGCACCUAUUCGUCUAGAAUCUGAUCUUUCUGACAGUGAUCUCUUUUUCCUCCUUGCCCAUGAUUCUGAUGAAUUCAACCGUUGGGAGGCUGGGCAGAUUCUGGGAAGGAAGUUGAUGCUCAGCUUAGUUGCAGACUUCCAACAAAACAAGCCUCUACAACUGAACGCACAAUUUGUUGAUGGGCUUAAGAGCACUCUCUGCAACAAUAGUUUGGAUAAAGAAUUUAUCGCAAAAGCUAUAACUCUCCCUGGUGAGGGGGAGAUCAUGGAUAUGAUGGAUGUUGCGGAUCCUGAUGCUGUUCAUGCAGUCCGUACCUUCAUUAAAAAGGAGCUGGCUUUGCAGCUGAAAGCUGAUUUCCUGCGCAUAGUCCAAGAAAACAAGAGCUCUGAGCCAUAUGAAUUUAACCAUCCUAACAUGGCAAGAAGGGCACUCAAAAAUAUUUCACUUGCAUAUCUUGCAUCACUUGAUGACCUGGAAUGCACUGAGCUCUCACUGAAUGAAUAUAGAACGGCAACAAACCUUACGGAUCAAUUUGCAGCUCUAGCAGCAAUCACUCAGAUCCCUGGCAAUACCGCUGAUGAAGUUCUAGCCGACUUCUAUAAAAAGUGGGAGCAUGACUUUUUGGUUGUCAACAAAUGGUUUGCACUUCAAGCAAUGUCUGAUACUCCUGGCAAUGUUGAAAAUGUCAAGAAGCUACUCGACCACCCAGCAUUUGACCUUCGCAAUCCAAACAAGGUCUACUCUUUGAUAGGUGGAUUUUGUGGUUCCCCUGUGAACUUCCAUGCAAAAGAUGGAUCAGGAUACAAAUUUUUGGGAGAGAUGGUGGUUCAGCUAGACAAAAUAAACCCUCAGGUGGCUUCAAGGAUGGUGUCGGCUUUCUCUCGAUGGAGGCGUUAUGAUGAGACCCGUCAAACCCUUGCUAAGGCACAACUGGAGAUGAUUAUGUCUGCUAAUGGACUGUCGGAAAAUGUUUUUGAGAUUGCUUCCAAGAGUUUGGCAGCUUAAAACUGGUCUCAAGCAGAUUAUUGAUGUUUUUUUUUAAUAUCAAAAGUGGACUAGUUAGAUAUAUUAGUUGCUGUGCUUGCUGACAAUAUAUUUGGAAAAUAAAAGCUUGUGGUUAUGUUUUGCAAUUUGGAGAAGUUGCUAAUUCAAAAUAAGUUUUGUUUUC
Messenger RNA from Beta vulgaris subsp. vulgaris (sugar beet), 3296 nucleotides. Its product is annotated as puromycin-sensitive aminopeptidase. The record is from RefSeq and is a predicted model, not a curated record. NCBI's taxonomy places the organism in Eukaryota, Viridiplantae, Streptophyta, Magnoliopsida, Caryophyllales, Amaranthaceae. Gene Ontology annotation, molecular function: metallopeptidase activity; zinc ion binding. The transcript has 32 exons. Gene Ontology annotation, cellular component: chloroplast. Bases 194 to 3133 code for a protein of 979 amino acids. Gene Ontology annotation, biological process: proteolysis.